UUUAGAUCGGGCUGCGUCCGCGCAACCGCGGGCGUCGAUUUUUGUUACCGGCGCCCGUGCACGAUCGAUUCUUUUUUUUUCUCACACAGCACAUUCUGUAUUAGACACUACACUUUAUGAAAAGUUUAUCUCACAAAAUACAGUGUAACCGCGGUUUUCAACUAAAUGGACGCAUGAGAAAUACUUUAUACAUUUCAUUUUGAAAGAUUGAAAGAGAGCACUUUAUCUAUCUCGAUGGUUUUUUUGCACUGCAACUUUUGCAUUCGAAUCCUGUGUUGUGUUAAAGUUUGGAACGAGUGAAAUUGGUACCAGUACUGGUUUAAGAACGUGGUAUCGUGGUACCAAUUAGUUCAGCAAGUCAAGUUCAUUGUCAGUGUAUUUAUCUUGAUUUAAAAAACUGAUGUGCAAGUAGGCGGCGCUAGUAUGCGCGGCGUCACGUGAACGCCAAUGGCGUCCGACGCGCGCCCUCGAUCGCCGCAGGAUGGCGCGCGAAGACGGCGCGACUUCUCCAGGUUCCCUGUCUCCGUACGUGACGCUGGGUGCGGUGCGGUACGCUGUUCGCCGCGCGCCGCCGCCGCGGGCCUGCCCUUGCCGCUGCUGCUCCGAGGAGGCAGUGGCGGCGUGCCUCGGACGCGCCAAGCCUGAUCGCCGCACACUGGAGCGCUUCAGCCGCAACCUGGGCCGCGGCGGGCGUGAAGAGCGGCCCUCCCGCCAGAAGCGCUUGCGGGACCUAACGGACCGCCUGCUGCGCUCCCACACCACUCCACCGCACACCCCGCCUCCCCCACCGCCGCCGCCCCCGCCGCCGCCGCCGCACUCGGCCCCAGUGCUGCCUCCUGUACCGCCACCUAGAUCCCGACAUCGCCAUAGCCCUCCGAGAGGAGUCUCAGUUGAUCGUUAUGAUGAUUUCGAUGCAAAUAAUAUAACUCUGGUUCGGGUUGAACCACGUUCAAUUGUCGGCUCGUAUGCGCAAAAGACUAUCCCGUACCGAAGCGCAUCAUUCUCACAAGGAGACUUCGCACCAGAUAAGUACUAUCGUGGUACCAACCGACAGCCUUCGGUUUUUGAUUUCGGUAAACGAUCACUGAGAACAGAUACUGAGCGUCCUGCGAUAUCAACUUCAAAUCGUGAUAUUGAAUCUAGUAGUGCGAUUGAAGAAAAUGUGACUGAAGGUGGAUCUGUUGCUUCGGUAGAUUCCGCCGUUGGAUCUGACGAGGGUCUAUUAGCUCACGCGUCGCCGGACCCACGAUCUCCACCUCCGGACACGCCCCAUAAACAAUUAGGUGCUCGGUCGUUAACCCACCCAUUGCCGCGUAGAGUACCUCCGGUUCGAGAGGAAGGUGAAUCUAGUGGUAGUCUCCCUGCAUUGAUAGCUCCGCGUGUGUUACAUGAACUACGUGAGGAAAGUGACGGCUCGCAAGCCGAUAGUGCUCAAGCUCACAGUGAAGGGACGUCACCUCUUGAACCUGCCCAACCUUUUACUUUUCCACCGCUACCUGCGCCUCCUUCAAACUCUUGUGCAAAUGUGGACUGUGAAUGUGCUAAUUUUCCGGUCGCGCGAGACGAUUCUGCAAGCGCACUAGCGAGUUCCAUUCCUGUGCCGGUAUAUGAGUGCAUUGUGAAACAGUGGUCGAAGGAGUUACCGCAAGAUGAGCCACAAAAGUCAGACGCUGCUUCAGAUGGUUCACUAGAUCGAGAUAAGGAAGAUGAAACAAUUACAAGUGAACAAGUUGCACAUUUACUGGCAGCCGUUCAAAAUCCUUGUACUCCUGCACCUAUAGGUGCAAGGGAGCGACGUCGACCAUUAGAUAAAACGAAGAGAAGAAAAGGCAUCUAUAUAACAACUGCCAGCGAUGAUGGCGGAGAAGAAGAAACGACGCCUUCAGUUAACGGAUGUAAACGUGAGAAUAGUGAUGCAUCUCUACAAGAAAUUCGACUUUCUGCCGAAACACGAACGUCGUCUCUACUUGGAGACAAAUCUGACGACUCCUGUACCAACGGCCCUCCUAGUCCUUGUGAAGCGCCUGCCUUAAUGUGGCUCAAGUCUGAAGAAUUAAGAGCAAGGAGGGCAAGAUUUUCACAACAAAGUUCAGAUGAAAGAGACGAGGACUCUUAUAGAGCUAGGCGAAAAUAUGGAGUUACAUCUCGAGGGGACUCUCCUUCUGAAGCGGAGAGUGAUUCUUGUUCUCGAGAUAGAACAGCUUCACCUUCACCUUAUAGCCCAUCAGACACUUCUGAUGUGGAAGCUAGACGGCAACAGUUCACUAGAGCACCUUUUGGUAGGACAUUAGAAGCUCCUAUAUGUCGAUCAGUUGAAGUUGGUAGAAGAAGCUUGUCAGAUGCUACUGUUCCUAGUCGCAAAACCAGUGUUGGUCCAUCCACGGCCGUGGGAACUAGACCUCGAGGUCCUACUCACGUAAGGGCUACCUCUUCGCCCUCAAAAUUAGUCGGCGUCAAACCUGGCGCAGAUCUGCUGGCAGAGCUGCUCCGAGGAAGUUCAGAAGCGCUUUCAAACUCUUCAGCCUUCGACAACGUCGUGUUAACACUUCAUCAGCAUAAUGACACGAGGACACACGUUGUAGUCGAAUUGUAUGAAACGGAGAAGUCUUACGUAGAGGCACUGGAGAUAUUGGUUAAGAAAUAUCUCCAGCCUUUGAAAAGUCCAGAGAACGCUGGUCUUCUGGACGCGUUCCUGGUGGACGAGAUAUUCUACCAAGUACCUGGGAUCCUCAACGUGCACCAAGUUUUCCUAGAGCAGCUGCGCCGGCGACUGGAACAAUGGGAUCUGCAACAAAAAGUCGGAGAUGUGUUCCUAGAAGUGUUCACCAAACCCACCGUUAUGGAUACUUAUAUGUCCUUCAUCAACAAUCUGAAGAAAGCAAAAGAAACGAUCAAGACAGCAUCAGCUUCGAGGCCAGCUUUCGCAAAGUUCUUGGACGCUAUGGCUCGAGACCACAAAGGCAAACUCUCUUUAGAUAAUUUGCUCAUAAAGCCUGUACAAAAGUUUCCGAGCUACAAACUACUGCUUCAAAGGUUGAUUAAACACACAGAUCCAUCACACCCUGACCACAAACUUUUGCUAGAAGCACAAAAAGAAGUUCACGAAUUGUUGGAGCUUAUCAAUUGCACUGAACGUGAAAGUCUUGAAUUAGAGCAACAGCAACAGACAUUAAGAGACCUAGAGCAAAUGAUCGAGGGCCUGUCAAAUCUGGUCUCAGCAGAGAGGAUGUUCCUGAGACACGAGACGGUCACAAUGCCAUCUGCUCAGGGCACUAUAAAAGAUAGAGCUCUAUUCCUUUUCAGCGAUACACUUUUGAUUACAAGCGUUAAAAGGAGGACCGGAACGAUAAAGAAACCCAUUCCAACAUACCAAAGUAAUAUUGCAAGUCUAAUGGAAGGUAACAAGUACAAGCUGUUGAUGAGAAUAUCGCUUGCUGAUCUCGAAAUAAUUAAAGCAAAAGACGAAAAUCUAAGAAGAAUUAUGCACGAAGUUGAAACGCUGACGGAAGAUGUUAAUACACUCACUCAAAUUUCUGAGCACGUAGCUGCAUUGCAUACCCAGCACUCACACCUGGAAGAAUUAGUAAGGGAAAUGCUCCACAGCCUAAACAAGCAGCUCUCCGAAAGACAAAAUAGCGACACGCAACUGUGUUAUAUGGAACUCAGUUUGAGUACACCAAGCGGCCCAGAAAACCUAACGAUUAUAUUUUCAAAAACCGACAAAAGAAGCAGUUGGGAGGAGCUUAUAAAUGAAACAAAGCAGAAAUUAAGUGUAUAUGGCCAAGAGAGACCCGCUCCGGAGUUCUUGUCUCCCGUACCAAUACGCAAAACACGAGCUGGCCUACAAUUCACAUGUGCUGCCCCGACGCUUCCACCCAAAGGACAAUCUCCUGAUGUUUGGGUGUGCAACAGUGAUGGCUACGUGGGCCAGGUUUGUGUGCUGACGCUGACUCCUAAGCCUCAAGUGACGUCAUGCAAUGGUGUCUGCAAUGCCAGAAUUCUGUGUGUAGCAUGCGUACCACCUGCACCUGCUCUGACCAGGCAACAGACCCUUGACAUACCGAGUACAAGUUCAUUGAGCAGCACAAGUUCAGUGAAACCUGGGAUCAGCAUAUCUGAUCCAGAUGACAGCUGCAAGAAUAUUCGACUCGACAGUUCAUCGUCAAGUGAUGACGAUGACGAUGGAUCAUCCACUAGUGAGAAUCAGGAUGCUCAGUCAGAAAGGAGCCUGCACGGUAGCCUCACUACGACACUUGGCAGGACUGCUACUCUGACGCCGAACCACAGCAAGAGCCUGAGCACUCCCCACACAGGUCAAAACAUCCAGGUGCAUCCCGUGAUGAAGUCCAGCUCUAACCCUGCAGUCGACAAACAGGCCAUGGGUAUAUCUUCUGGAACGCUGUCAUCGCCAGCCAGCCGCCAAUCUUCAGAAGAUAGUGGAACAACCGCCAAUCAGCCAACUAUGUGGCUUGGCACCGAAGAUGGUUGUAUACAUGUAUACAAUUGCCUCGACAACAUCAGGAUCAAGAAAAACAAAGUCAAGUUACAACACAACUCUGGUGUCCAUUCCAUUGUAUACAUGGAAGGAAAAGUGUUUGUUGCACUUGGAAACGGUGACCUUGUCGUGUAUUGCCGAGAUAUUGAUGGUUCUUGGGCGGAGAGGUCGACAAUUGCAGUGGGCACGGGGACCAGUCCCGUUGGAAGCAUGCUGCUGUCCGGUGGCAAGCUGUGGUGCGCCACUCACGCCUCCAUCAAGAUAAUCAACCCGCAUACAUUGCAGGUGGACGAAACAUUCCAAAUAAGUUCAGAAACGAAGCCUAUUAGCCACAUGGCCGUAGCUGGAGGGUCCAUUUGGUUAUCUCUGCACAAUGCAGCUCAGUUGAGAUGCUACAACGCCACCACUCGCGAGCAGUUGGCAGAAAUAAAUAUUACCCCACAAGUUACUAAGAUGCUACACGGUUGCGAUGAUAUAAUUCGACAGCACAAAGCCGCGUGUUUGCGCGUGACAGCACUUCUGGCUCACCGGGACACGCUGUGGGUCGGCACCAGUGCUGGCGUGCUUUUAACUGCGCCUCUUCACAACUCCCCCAACCCUCGCACUGGGCUUUUUACUCUGCCCCAACUUACUGGUAUAACUUACGGGCACACUGGUCACGUAAGAUUCUUAACAAUUGUCGAGAAUCCGGUUGCACAGAAGCAACCCGCCAAGCCCACACAAACAUCCCUGAAAACAAAAGCUCUCAGCAGACGUUCUACAAACGCUGAAAAACUUCAGAAACAAACCGAGACUUCCCAGAACAAUAAGGAGACACUGAUUAUAUCCGGCGGAGACGGCUACGAAGACUUCAGAAGUUCCACGAUGACGGAAGAUGCCGGCCGAGAGGACUCUACCAACCAUCUCCUGCUGUGGAGAGUGUGAGAUCAGCUCAACGCCUGUAAAGGUGCAACGGCUGCGGUUCCCAGCGCUUUCGUAAAGAAGGCUCCAGGAGAAAAGGGAUUUGACACUAAAGGUGGUUCGACUUGCAACAAUAUGUAAAUGUCUUUCAGUGUAAGAUUGGAAGAUAACUGCGAAGAGUCUGUAAGUGUCUAGCUGCGCAUAUUGCAUGUUAGCGAGCCGGUGCAGCAUGCACCGUAUCUAGUGCAAGGAUCUUAGUGCGGAUUCGAAUGUGAUUUACAAGUGCAAAAUGCUUACGAAACGAAUAGAAAAUACUUUGAUAUGACGAUGAGCCUAAUGAUUUAUUUUUAAAUGUUUCGUUAAAUGUGAAUGUUAGUAUUAUUCCAGCUUUCAUUUAAAUUUAAAUUGAUGUAUUUUAAUAAAGAUAUAAUACUAGUUAAAAUAUGUGGGCUAUUCAGAAUUGUUAGGAGUACAAACGAUGUAGUGCCUGUAAUUUAGAGCAAAGUAGUUUUUUACUUGUAUUUUUGAUCAGUCAGAGUUCUACUUUUCUCCUUUUGGGUGAUAUUGUUAAAUUAAAUCCAUCUCACGCCAGACUAACAACUCUGAAUAGGGUAUUAUUCCGCUUACAAGCGAAUGACAAUGUAAUUUUGAGAUUAUUAACGAUUAAUUAAGACAUUAAAUGUCUAACUUAAUCAUCUAAAUGCCAUAAAAUAUAUUAUAGGAAACCUAUAUUAUAAUUAUAAUAUCAACUUUUUGGAACUUAUUCAGACUUGAUAAAAUUUUUCGUGUAUAGAGUUAUUAUAUUCGACUAUAAUUUUAAUGGCCUGUUAUAUGUAACUUAAGAUUUUAUAAUAAUACAAGAUAUUGAUUAUGGUGUCGUUAGACAUGCGUAUGCAUAUAUUAUUCAGAAACAUUGAACCUUCUAUUAUAGUCGAUACGAUUUGUAUAACAGAUGCAUAUUCCUAGUUGAAAUUUACAAGUUUACACUGUAGUUUCCAUGCGGAUAUAUAACAAAUUGUUGUUUAGUAGUGGAUACAUGUUUAAAAUGUUAAGCACCUAUUUUUGGAGAGUAUUCAACUCUAAAUCAGUCUUUGUGGAGUUAUUAUUAUUGUACUAGGUAUAAAAGAAUGGAUUGAAGUUUAACAUAUUCUAGGCACAUGUAUCUUUAAUGCGCCUAUACUAGUUUUAAAAACACAACUAUUAAAUGUAAUUUACCUGAAUUUCAAGAGUCGUAUUCCAUAAGUAAAAGUACAUUAUUACGAUUAAAAUAUCUUUUGUUUAGGUGUAUAAACAUAGCAUGAAAGUGAGAAAUAUCUACUUAGUAACUGUCUUCAUAUCACAUGUUCCCGAAUUGUAGUUAUGUAAGCAGCGUUCUACUUACCUGACACAUUAAAAAGUUAAACGGUCUACCGAAUUUAUAAAUCUUAGUAGUUAUUAGAUCCAUCGCAAUGAUCGCAAUCAAACACAUUCUCGAAACAUUUUUUUUUUGAUUGCUCAAACGUUACCUGUCCCGAAAUAUUAUUGUAAGAGCAACAACUUUAAAAAUAUAAUGUUUGGAUUAUGUAUCCUAUAUUUAUAAUAUUCCAGAGUAAUAAAAAAAAUCGCACUAA
This is a messenger RNA of Pectinophora gossypiella (pink bollworm), 7005 nucleotides long. RefSeq names its product rho guanine nucleotide exchange factor 17. The transcript has 20 exons. NCBI's taxonomy places the organism in Eukaryota, Metazoa, Arthropoda, Insecta, Lepidoptera, Gelechiidae. The record is from RefSeq and is a predicted model, not a curated record. Bases 482 to 5419 code for a protein of 1645 amino acids. Gene Ontology annotation, molecular function: protein binding; guanyl-nucleotide exchange factor activity. Gene Ontology annotation, biological process: actin cytoskeleton organization.